This is a messenger RNA of Xiphias gladius (swordfish), 2567 nucleotides long. RefSeq names its product DnaJ (Hsp40) homolog, subfamily C, member 16 (gene dnajc16). The record is from RefSeq and is a predicted model, not a curated record. The transcript is spliced from 15 exons. Lineage: Eukaryota; Metazoa; Chordata; Actinopteri; Istiophoriformes; Xiphiidae.
UACCGUACCGCAAUACGUUCAUUCUAAAAAAUCGCGGCGCGACGAACAUCAAACCAAAAGCACACAAACGAAGCAAAAGGUAACUGUGAUGGCAGGGUCAAAGAUGUCUUUGCUGCUGGCUGUAGUGUUGGUCCUCUCAGUGCUGCUGACAGGAGCAACGCGUGCUGGGCCUGAAAUGGACCCAUACAAAGUCUUAGGAGUAACCAGGACUGCAAGCCAGGCUGAGAUCAAGAAGGUCUACAAGCGUCUUGCAAAAGAAUGGCAUCCCGACAAAAACAAAAAUCCAGGUGCUGAGGACAUGUUUAUCAAGAUUACCAAAUCUUAUGAGAUCUUAUCCAAUGAAGACAAACGGGCCAAUUAUGACCGUUACGGGCAGACUGACGACACCCAGCCAUAUGGCAACGGUCGCUAUGGUCAUCGCCACGACGGCUUUUACUUUGACGAGUCUUUCUUCAACUUUCCCUUCAACAGCAAGAACCACAGAGAUUUUGCUGACAGCAAGUACACAUUGCACUUUAACCAGUAUAUCAGUGACGUGGUGCCUGAGAGCUACAAGAGACCCUACCUGAUAAAGAUCACCUCUGACUGGUGCUUCAGCUGCAUCCACAUCGAGCCUGUCUGGAAAGAGGUGGUGCAGGAGAUGGAGACUCUAGGUGUUGGAAUAGGUGUGGUGGACGUUGGCUAUGAGAGACGGUUAGCCAAUCACCUCGGUGCUCAUCGCACCCCAUCAAUACUUGGAGUCAUCAAUGGCAAAGUGACAUUUUUCCAUUAUGCUGUUGCAAAGGAGCAUCUGAGGCAGUUUGUAGAGGACCUUCUUCCUCAGAGACUUGUGGAGCGGGUCACUGACAAGAACGACCUGCAGUUCUUGAACAGCUGGCAUGAGCUCAACAAGCCACACGUGCUUCUUUUCGAUCAAGUGCCUGUAGUUCCUCUACUAUACAAACUGACAGCUUUUGCUUAUAAGGACUACUUGCAGUUUGGCUAUGUGGACCAGGGCCUUUCAGAGACCGCCAAUCUGCAGAAACAGUUCAAUAUUAACACUUAUGCUCCAACCAUGCUGGUCUUCAAAGAGAACAUUGACAAGCCUGCUGACAUUAUACAGGCUAAAGGAAUGAAAAAGCAAAUUAUUGAUGAGUUCAUGUCAAACAACAAAUUUCUCCUUGCACCAAGACUGGUCAAUCAAAAACUCUUUGAUGAGCUCUGUCCUGUGAAACAGUUCCAUAGACGUAGGAAAUACUGUGUCCUGCUGAUCACACGCGACGAAGAGACCUUUUCUUUUGGGAACCAGGCGUUUCUCUCAUUUGCCUCCACCAAUACCAAGGAAGUUGUGAGAUUUGCUUAUGUGUACCAACGGCUACAGCAACCAUUUUGUGACAUCCUCAUGCAGAACAAGGACAGUGCACAUUCACCACCGCAGGUGGUGAUCCUGGAGAGGCGUAAUGCUGCGGGGAAGGCCUUGUUUAAGCCUGCGACCACCUGGAAUGGCAGUGAAGAGGACAAGCAGAAUCUUCUGGAGGAGCUGGAGCGACUUCAGAAGGACCCGUCCAUCCUCAUCCAUGAUGCCAUGCUGCCUGAGCUCAACAACGAGUUUGCCUCUAUGUUUGUAAUCCGAUGGAUCUAUGCAUUUUACGAUUACCUCUCUGAAGUCAUCGAUGAUAUUCUGCAUAACAACUGGCGUGAGAUGAUGCCUCUUCUGUCCCUCAUCUUCUCUGCUUUGUUCAUCCUGUUUGGAACUGUGGUCAUCCAGGCCUUUAGUGACUCAAAUGAAGAAAAGCAGACAAAACCAAAGGCAAAGGAUGGAACAAAAGCAGAAAAUGGGUCACCAGGGACUGGUACUUCAAGUCGGCCCCCCAAGAAGAAUUUUGUGGAGGUGACAGAGCUGACAGAUAUCACUUACAUGAGCAACCUGGUUAAGCUGAGGCCAGGACACAUGAACAUAGUGCUGGUGCUCACUGACGCCUCCAAGAACAUCCUCCUUAGCAAGUUUGCCAAAGAGGUCUACUCCUUCACGGGGAGCCUGACGCUGCAUUUCUCCUUCCUGAAUAUUGACAAGCACAGUGAGUGGAUGAACACACUGCUGGAAUAUGCCCAGGACGCCAUGCAGAUCGAUGCGGACAGGGACGACGGUGAAAACCACAAGAUAGACUACACUGGCUACGUACUGGCACUUAAUGGCCACAAAAAGUACCUUUGUCUGUUUAAGCCCGUCUAAACUGGGGAAGACCUUGACACUAAGUCAUCUGAGGAUGAAGGGGGCACUUCAGGGGGGAGAAUGAGGUCCGGUUCCCGUGAUGACCACCCACCACGCAAAUCCAACCGAUCCCGCAGCAUAUCCACCCUGCAGAUCCACCACAAGCUGGACCGCCUGGGAUUGUGGAUGGAAAGACUCAUGGAAGGCACUUUGCCUCGCUACUACAUCCCAUCCUGGCCGGGACUAGACAAGAUCACCCCCUGUAAAUAGAUCGAGGCAAGUUCGGAGGGACUUGGUAUUUAUCUGCUGUCACACAAAAAUGGUUCUCCUCGUUUUCUGCUGAAGUAAGGCUGGAGCUGGCUUUUUUGCACUUGAG